Molecule: messenger RNA, 1347 nt
Organism: Monosiga brevicollis MX1
Lineage: Eukaryota; Choanoflagellata; Craspedida; Salpingoecidae
Exons: 1
Coding region: 1-1347 (448 amino acids)
Source: RefSeq, a predicted model, not a curated record
AUGGUGCGAGGGGUGGUGGGGUUGUUGUUGGUGGUGAUGGCGGGGGUGGGGGUGGGUGAGGAGGUCGAGCGAGCCAGGAUCAUGCCUCAAACGCAGGAGGGGGUCGAUCAUCUCGUCCUGAUGGCCAAUCGUGUGACCCUGGUCAGCGAUCGCCUGGCUUUUUGGGUUGAUGGACGAUUCUGGAGCAUGGCGGGUCUCGAGGAUGCAAUCGGUGUACAGCGCGAACGCGUUUUUCUGGGCCGCCUGCCGAUGCUGUCAACGUGGGGCCCAACGGAAGAGGUGCCCGGCGUGCCUCGGGUUCAGCAGCACGCAAACGGAGAGCUGCAAGUACAGGCGCCCGAGAUCGUGCUUUGCGAUCCCUUGUCAGUGGGCACAGGCAGCGUCUUGGCAGACUUGGUUCGCUGGGUGACCGAGGUGGACUCGGCUGACUUGCCUGUGAUUAAUCUUACCGAGACCUCUCUCUGGGCCGAGGCCUGCCGACUCGAUCAGUCGGCGCGGCGCCCCCAGAUCCGUCGUCGCGACAAUAUCUUGCUGUUGUCCGCCCCUGGUGGCCUGCAGAUCACAGGCGAGCUCGAGGUGCAAGGCGUGGAAGAACUUGCCAUCGCAGCCGAGAUGAAUUGGCUUAGGGUACAGAAUCGCCCCUUCUGCCCGCGCCAAUGCGAGGACAACGCUGCGGCGUGUCGCACCAAUGCGUAUGUUUAUCUGGAUGACUUUGUCUGCAACUCGAAGCACGAUGGCGGGGGUUGGAUGUUAGCGGCUGCAUCAGUGAGUGACGGUCUCAAUACUUGGACGUGGAAUCGGCGCACCCUGCUCAGUGAGCGUGGACCAAACAUCGGUGCACCCAGCACGGUUGGCACGACCGAUUUUCGCUCCGCUUACGUCUUGGAGGACGUGAAUUUUCGCGAUCUGUUCUUCUUGCACGAGCCCUCAGGCCACUGGGCUAGUUACCACGACGUAGGAGAUUACGGCCAGUCUUUAAUGAGCUACUUUGCAUCAGUGGUCCCGGCAUGCUUUGGUCCAAGCUUUCCCAUGGCCACAGGCACCCUUGUCGACAAAAAUCAAAAUUCCAGUUCACGACUCUGCGACACGCGACUCUACAUCCACCCCCAGGACAAGGAUGGCAACGUGGGAUACUGUCCUCGCAGUGCAGCGGAUGACACCUAUGGCCCCGCCUGGAGUGGAGCCAGUUCAAUUUACAGCAGCGGAUGUCCGAUGGAUGAUCCAGGCUACUUUUCCAUGGGCGCCGACUAUCGCAAAGGCCACGUGGAGCGGAAUGGUCGAGGCUUUGCGCAUGGCAUGAAUGUGAACGAAGCCCCCUUAUCGCGGCUGUUGAUGUUUGUGAGGUAG